AAUCUGUCAGUGACAGCAGAAACGUCAAAAUGCCAGGCUUCGUGCAAGCGAGAAGCAGACCUUGCCGUUCUCUACUUCCGUGGUACUGUUACUGAUCUGUCACCAAAAUGACUAAGAAGAGGCGUAAUGGAGGACGCUGCAAGCACAACCGCGGCCAUGUGAAAGCCGUCCGCUGCACCAACUGCGCUCGUUGCGUGCCGAAGGAUAAGGCGAUCAAGAAGUUCGUCAUCCGCAACAUCGUGGAAGCGGCUGCCGUUCGGGACAUCUCCGACGCUUCGGUGUACAGCUCAUACGUACUGCCGAAACUGUAUGCCAAGCUGCACUACUGCGUGUCGUGCGCCAUCCACUCGAAGGUUGUCCGUAACCGUUCGAAGGAGACCCGUCGCAUCCGUACGCCUCCGCAGCGAUCCUUCCCGAAGGACAUGAACCGACAGCAGAACGCCCAGCGUAAGUAAGCGCCUGCCGCCGGGUCGACUGUUCUUCCCUCCUUCGGGCGUGUUCCCGACCAUCCCACACACACACCAUCUAGCAACAACAACCGCUCUCGGGAACACAGGAACGGAGUGUGAAGGAAGGAGAGAGGAGGAAAUUGCUGGUUCGAUUAGGAUGGGAAUUGUGUUUUGGCAAUCCCGAACCUCGGGUGGUGGUUCAGAUUGUUGCAUUCGAGUUUCGUGUUUCUAUACAUUGUAAGAAGGGGGAACAGAGAAUGUGCAAAGAGGCGAGUGAAAUAUAAGCGAGCACCUCCGGUGCUGAAAGGAAUUCCAUCUAAUCGGAACAUA
Messenger RNA from Anopheles arabiensis, 779 nucleotides. RefSeq names its product 40S ribosomal protein S26 (gene RpS26). The record is from RefSeq and is a predicted model, not a curated record. Gene Ontology annotation, biological process: translation. Bases 108 to 455 code for a protein of 115 amino acids. Gene Ontology annotation, cellular component: ribosome; cytosolic small ribosomal subunit. NCBI's taxonomy places the organism in Eukaryota, Metazoa, Arthropoda, Insecta, Diptera, Culicidae. The transcript is spliced from 3 exons. Gene Ontology annotation, molecular function: mRNA binding; structural constituent of ribosome.